This is a messenger RNA of Theobroma umbraticum, 1111 nucleotides long. Its product is annotated as Nucleotide-diphospho-sugar transferases superfamily protein. Gene Ontology annotation, molecular function: glycosyltransferase activity. Gene Ontology annotation, cellular component: membrane. The record is from RefSeq and is a predicted model, not a curated record. NCBI's taxonomy places the organism in Eukaryota, Viridiplantae, Streptophyta, Magnoliopsida, Malvales, Malvaceae.
GUAACGCAUGGUUGCAACAGCCCGAGUUUAGGCAGAGAUGGGGGCAUAUGCAGUUGCGGUCUUCCUCUCCGUCACGCUCUCCGUCUCAUUUGUGUUGUCUCAUCGUACGCUCUCUCCAACUCGGGACACAAUCUCAUCAUCAGCAUGCCACCCCAGCAACCAGCCCCACCCUCCUACUCUCAGAUCCUCUCAGUUCACCGUCCUCAUCAACGGUUAUUCCGAGUCCCGCCUCCCUCUCCUCCACUCCAUCGCGACCACUUACUCUGCUUCCCCGCUGGUAUCCUCUGUACUGGUCCUCUGGGGGAACCCCUCCACCCCACCCCUUACUCUAGCACAAUUGGCCUACAAUCUGUCAGUCUCCUCCACGGGCAGCGCCGCCAUCUCCCUCGUGCCCCAAUCCUCGAGCAGCCUGAACGCCCGAUUCCUGCCGAGGUACUCGAUCCGGACACGGGCCGUUCUGGUGUGCGAUGACGACGUGGAAGUGGAUCCCAAAACGGUGGACUUCGCCUUUAGGAUGUGGAGGUGGAACCCGGAGCGUCUGAUUGGAAUAUUCGUGAGAUCGCAUGAUAUAGACAUGACAAAGAAGGAGUGGAUUUACACGGUCCAUCCGGACAAGUACUCCAUAGUGCUGACCAAGUUCAUGAUGAUGAAGACGGAGUAUUUGUUCAAGUACAGUUGCGAGGGUGGGGCCCCGAUGCGUGAGAUGAGGAGGAUGGUCGAUGAGAUGCGUAAUUGCGAGGAUAUUCUGAUGAACUUCGUGGUGGCAGAGGAGACCAACGCGGGGCCUCUGAUGGUGGAGGCCUCAAGGGCCAGAGAUUGGGGAGACCCGAGAAACGAAGGCGAAGACGGUGAUGGUGGCGGGAUUAGAGUGGUGAGAGAGGUGGGGUUGAGCAGUAGGAGAGCGGAGCACCGCAAGAGGAGAGGGCAUUGCAUAAACGAGUUCCAUAGAGUUUUGGGGCGGAUGGCCCUCAGAUACAGUUACGCCAAGCUGGUUUCUUCUGUAGCUGAGCAAGGGCUUUGCAGGAAAGGCGCCAAUUUGGUGCCUUGUGAUCACUGAUCAUUGCAAAAUUAAUGAGCUAAAUAAAAUCACUUUUUUUCUUCUUUUGGAAAA